Messenger RNA from Mus pahari (shrew mouse), 939 nucleotides. It is a transcript of the gene Lin28a, whose product is annotated as lin-28 homolog A. Lineage: Eukaryota; Metazoa; Chordata; Mammalia; Rodentia; Muridae. The transcript has 5 exons. Gene Ontology annotation, molecular function: nucleic acid binding; zinc ion binding. The record is from RefSeq and is a predicted model, not a curated record. The coding region runs from base 1 to 939 and encodes 312 amino acids.
AUGGGCUCGGUGUCCAACCAGCAGUUUGCAGGUGGCUGCGCCAAGGCAGCGGAGAAGGCGCCAGAGGAGGCGCCGGCUGACGCGGCCCGAGCGGCAGACGAGCCGCAGCUGCUGCACGGGGCCGGCAUCUGUAAGUGGUUCAACGUGCGCAUGGGGUUCGGCUUCCUGUCUAUGACCGCCCGCGCCGGGGUCGCGCUCGACCCCCCGGUGGACGUCUUUGUGCACCAGAGUAAGCUGCACAUGGAAGGGUUCCGAAGCCUCAAGGAGGGCGAGGCGGUGGAGUUCACCUUUAAGAAGUCUGCCAAGGGUCUGGAAUCCAUCCGUGUCACUGGCCCUGGUGGUGUGUUCUGUAUUGGGAGUGAUCGGCGGCCAAAGGGGAAGAACAUGCAGAAGCGAAGAUCCAAAGGAGACAGGUGCUACAACUGCGGUGGGCUAGACCAUCAUGCCAAGGAAUGCAAGCUGCCACCCCAGCCCAAGAAGUGCCACUUUUGCCAAAGCAUCAACCAUAUGGUGGCCUCAUGUCCACUGAAGGCCCAGCAGGGCCCCAGUUCUCAGGGAAAGCCUGGGUUCCAUGAGGUAGCAGUAUCGGCUCACGUGACCUCGGCCUCCCAGGCGCUGUUUCCACGCCCCGCGAGAGUGGCCACCAAUAGCCAACUCUCAAGGACUCGCACCGUUCCGCCCCCGAGUCCGCAGGGCGGCUCCGCCCACCACGGACGGAGGAGGCGGGGCCAAGCGCGCAGAGGUGACGUGUUCUUCCAGCGCCAAGUCGUAAGUCGCCCCGGAGUGGUGGAAAAACGCCGUCUCCGGUGUCCUAGGUGGGGAGUGGACACAGAGACCCAGAGGAGGGGGAAGCUGGAUGUGGAGGUAGCUCGGGAGACACUAAAGUCCAGCCGGGAGAGUGACCAUCGAGGUAACACAUGCGACAGCCAAGGAGGGUAG